This is a messenger RNA of Octodon degus (degu), 1670 nucleotides long. It is a transcript of the gene Cd19, whose product is annotated as CD19 molecule. Gene Ontology annotation, biological process: B cell receptor signaling pathway; B cell proliferation involved in immune response; regulation of B cell activation. The record is from RefSeq and is a predicted model, not a curated record. NCBI's taxonomy places the organism in Eukaryota, Metazoa, Chordata, Mammalia, Rodentia, Octodontidae. Gene Ontology annotation, cellular component: external side of plasma membrane. The coding region runs from base 12 to 1670 and encodes 552 amino acids. The transcript is spliced from 14 exons.
UCCUGGCUGCCAUGCCACCUCCUCUCCUCCUCUCCGUCCUCCUCUUCCUUUUUCCCAAGGGAGUCAGGCCCCAGAAACCAGUGCUGGUGGAGGUGGAAGAGGGCGGCAAUGUAGUGCUGCCGUGCCUGCGGAAUCUGUCCAGUGCCCCCCACCCACCUGAGAAGAUGGUCUGGUUCCAGGGCAACCAGUCGGCACCCUUCCUAGAGCUGAGCGUGGAGGUCCCUGGCCUGGGCAUCCACAUGGGACCUCUAGGCAUCCUGCUGUUUAUCUUCAAUGUCUCUGACCAGAUGGGGGGCUUCUACAUUUGCCAGUCAGGACCCCCCUCCAAGAAUGCCUCACAGCCCAGCUGGACUGUGAGCGUGGAGGGCAGUGGGGAGCUGUUCCGGUGGAAUGCUUCAGACUUAGGGGACCUCAGCUGUGGUCCAGCCCCGGGGAACAGGUCCUCACCCACCAGCCCCAGGCUCUCUCCCCACCACCCCAACAGCUCCCAGCUGUAUGUGUGGGACAAAGACCGCUCCAAGAGCAGGAAGGGAAAGUCAGUUUGUGCCCCGCCUAGGGGCAGUCUGAACCAGAGUCUCACUCAAGACCUCACUGUGGCUCCUGGCUCCACACUCUGGCUGCCCUGUGGGGUGCCCCCUGCUCACGUGACCAGAGGCCCCGUCUCCUGGACCCAAGUGCACCCUAAGAAGCAUCGCAGCCCACUGCUCAGGCUCUACUUGAGGGAGAACCCCCCAGCCCAAGAGAUGUGGGUCCUAGGGUCUGCUCUGUCGCUUUCCCAGGUCACUGUGCAAGCUGCCGGUACCUAUUACUGUUUCCGUGGCAACCUGAGCACAGAGAUACACGUGAAGGUCACUGCCUGGUCAGCAGUAUGGCACUGGCUGAAGGAAAGCGGUGGCUGGAAGGUCCCAGUUGUGUCUUUGGUUUAUCUGGUCUUCUGCCUGGGCUCUCUGGUGGCCUACCUUCAUAUCCGAAGAGCCCUGGUCCUGAGGAGGAAAAGGAAACGAAUGACUGACCCCGCCAGGAGAUUCUUCAAAGUGACUCCUCCCCCAGGAAACGGGACCCAGAACCAGUACGGAAACAUGCUGUCCCUUCCCAUGUCCACCUCUGGCACAGGGCGCACUCAGCGCUGGGUGGCGGCUCUGGGGGGCACCGUCCAGUCAUACAGAAAUCCGCGCAACGACAUCCAGGAGGCUGGAGCCGUGGGGUCUCGGAGCCCCUCGACAGCGGGCCUGGAAGAAGACGAAGGGGAGGCUUAUGAGGAGCCGGACAGCGAGGAGGGCUAUGAGAAUGACCAGCUCUCCCAGGAUGGCAGCGGCUAUGAGGACCCGGAAGACCGGCCCGUGGCUUCUGCUGAUGAGGACUCCUUCUCCAACUCUGAGUCUUAUGAGAACGCGGAUGAAGAGCUGGCCCAGCCAGUAGCCAGAACCACAGACUUCCUAAGCCCCCAUGGAUCUGCCUGGGACCCCAGCCGGGAGGCAGCCUCCCUUGCAGGGUCCCAGUCCUACGAGGAUAUGCGAGGGAUCUUGUAUGCAGCCCCCCAGCUCCGCUCCCUUCAGCCUGGUCCCCAUCAUGAAGAAGAUGCAGACUCUUACGAGAACAUGGAUAAUCCUGAUGAGCCAGAGCCAGCGUGGGGAGGAGGGGGCCACAUGGGGGCCUGGAGCACCAGGUGA